AUGACUAGAAUUCUAGCACAACACCCUCCAAGUGGAUGGCCCUCGGAAACAAUGUCAAUAGCUCUGCCGUAUCAAGCAGCGAGCGAGUGGUACACAAGUGUCUUGGGCAAUUGCGUCGGCAAUAAUUCUCUGCCACUUGUGUCUGUGGCCGCGUUAUUCGUAGUUGACCGUGAAGCUCCACAAAGCCUGUAUGUAGUUGUACGCGCGUUGUCGCAUUGCAUGGUACGAUAA
Messenger RNA from Ustilaginoidea virens, 231 nucleotides. RefSeq lists its product as uncharacterized. The record is from RefSeq and is a predicted model, not a curated record. NCBI's taxonomy places the organism in Eukaryota, Fungi, Ascomycota, Sordariomycetes, Hypocreales, Clavicipitaceae. The transcript is spliced from 7 exons. The coding region runs from base 1 to 231 and encodes 76 amino acids.